Molecule: messenger RNA, 300 nt
Organism: Paramecium sonneborni
Lineage: Eukaryota; Ciliophora; Oligohymenophorea; Peniculida; Parameciidae
Source: the annotation of a GenBank genome assembly
AUGGAUUAAAAGAAAAAAAGUCAACUUAUUAAAGGAUAUUGCAACGGAUUAAUAUUUUCAAUAUUCUUGGGGAUCUAUGAUUAUCCUCUAAACUCUGCAAAUCCCUCCUGGACUAAAUCAUAAGUUAGAUUAGACUAUGCUAAAUUCAUAGGAAAACAAACAUUGUGGUUUCCUCCUAUGCUUGCUUUAUUUUAAAUUACAUGUGCUCAGAUGGAACAUUGGGGAUACAAUUAUCCAACAUAAGUUUUGACAGCUUUUGGUGUAGGGAUAUGUUAUUUAGGUAUUGUUAAGUAUAAAUGA